AUGGGUGAAAAAUGGGUUGGCGGGGAUGUUGCAAACACCGUUGGAGGCGGUCAAAAGGUGAAACUUUUAAAGCGCGAGUUGGAGUCUAUGAAGAAUGAAAAGGACCUGCUGGUAUUGUUUGUUGAUAGUUACGACGUUAUUCUGUUGGAUACGAAGCAAAAUUUAUUGAAGGCAUAUAAAAGUCUCGGGGCCUCGGUUAUAUUUGGAGCUGAAGAUUUCUGUUGGCCAGAGAAAAGUCUUGCGGAUGUUUAUCCCACCGUCAAGCCCGGACAGAAACGAUUCCUCAACUCUGGAGCUUUCAUGGGGCCUGCCUCACAUCUGUUCAAAAUUGUAUCAGCAUUCGAAAUUAAAGAUGAUGAUGACGAUCAACUUUACUACACAAAUAUAUUCCUCAAUUCAGAGAUGCGCGUGGAGCUUAACUCUCUAAGCAAUUAUUUGGCCUAUACAUGGACGCCCAAAAUGGGUUGCCAGCAUUGCGAUGAAACAGCUAUCACAAUGGAUGGACCAGAGAAAUCGGCUGAUUUCCAGAAGAAGAUAGCACAAAAUUUCACUGAAAACUACGGUGCACAGUACCGUUCAGUUACCUGGUUUGAUUCACUUGAAGACGAAGGCGAAGGCAACGCACGCUAUCGUGCUAUGACACACUGCCUCGAUAUGGAAGAAUGCCAAUUUAUGUUUUCCAUCGACGCUAUUGUCCAAUUGACUGACGCGAACACUUUGGAACACCUGGUUCGCGCAAACCGAUCUUUCUUGGCACCAAUGGUGACACGCAGAGAGAAAUUGUGGUCCAACUUUUGGGGAGCGUUAUCCAAAGGAGGCUAUUACGCGCGGUCCGAUGACUACGUAGAGAUUGUGGAAGGAACAAGAAAGGGAGUAUGGAACGUUCCUUUAAUACGCGAUGUGUAUUUGCUUUCGCGCAAGGCAGUACAACAUAUAAUGGAUAAACAGCUGAUAUCUGCAACAGAAGUUGAAAUGGAAUUGUGCCGAAUUGCAAGAGAAAAGUCACUGAUCAAAUAUACAAUUGCAAUCCUUAAAGAUGCUAUCGUUUUGUUUCAGAAUAUUUUCAUGCUGGUAGACAACCAGCGUUCCUUCGGAUACUUGAUCUACGCUGACACCUAUACUGGAGAACACCUUCACAAUGACCUGUGGCAAGUAUUUGAUAACCCCUUGGAUUGGGAAGAACAGUACAUUCACAAGGACUACCACAAACUGGUUGCCCCGACGGUUGGUAUGACUGAUAUUGAACAACCAUGCCCGGAUGUUUUCUGGUACCCCAUGGUAACGGAGAAGUUUUGUCGACAACUGAUCGAAGAAAUGGAACAUUUUGGACAGUGGUCCGACGGCAAAAACUAUGAUCCGCGUCUAGAAGGCGGGUACGAGAAUGUGCCGACGCGUGACAUUCACAUGAGGCAAGUCGGAUGGGAAGAACACUGGCUUCAUAUCCUACGCAAGUACGUGCACCCCAUGCAAAUGAAGUUAUUCCAGGGGUACGACGAUAAGGGUGGUGGUAUCCGGUUUGUGCGCUACAACUGUUCCGUUAAGGAUACCAAAGUCGGUUGGGUUCUGGUGAGCCCCGGCCGCGUCACACACCUGCACGAAGGACUGGAAACCUCGUCCGGAACGCGAACGAGACUUGACUAUGGUACUGCUGCGACAUACUCCUGCACGGCUGGUGAACUGGUCAAGUUGGAACGUUUAGAACGUGCUGCCACUAGACUUGCUGGACUAUGA
Molecule: messenger RNA, 1731 nt
Organism: Echinostoma caproni
Lineage: Eukaryota; Metazoa; Platyhelminthes; Trematoda; Plagiorchiida; Echinostomatidae
Source: the annotation of a GenBank genome assembly